Molecule: messenger RNA, 349 nt
Organism: Staurois parvus
Lineage: Eukaryota; Metazoa; Chordata; Amphibia; Anura; Ranidae
Source: the annotation of a GenBank genome assembly
GCCUCUACUCAGCCUGAAUCCUCUACUCAGCCUGAUGCCUUUGACUCGAUGCCCGCUGUUGAUCCAGACAAUCCGGUACCUGAUGACCCGGUGCCCGCUGUUGUGCCAAUUGAGUCAGAGCCCACUGUCGUGCCUGGUGAUUCGGUGCCCGCAGUCUUGCCAGACGACUCGGUGCCCGCAGUCUUGCCAGACAACUCGGUGCCCGCAGUCUUGCCAGACGACUCGGUGCCCGCAGUCUUGCCGGACGACUCGGUGCCCGCAGUCUUGCCAGACGACUCGAUGCCCGCUGUUCCGCCAGACGACUCGGUGCCCGCAGUCUUGCCAGACGACUCGGUGCCCGCAGUCUUGC